GAGCCAGUACCUAUCUUUGCGAUGACGAAUCAUGGUCAUUUCUCAACCAAUGUCUACGAAGCUCGUGGAGGGAAGGGAGAAGAUGCCGGAGAACGCGGAUGACCGUGGCUCAUGGAUAAAACGCUCGUUCGACACGUACAUGCUCUUGGUGCAAGCGGUUGGAGGGCGCCAGCUGGAUCACAUCAAGGAGCUGCUUGGAGAUCCUGAGUGUGGACCAAAGGCAUGGAAGAAGCUGCAAGAUAUCCACUCACCAACUCACGCGAGCGGCAUUGUGCUAUUGGCGCGUCGAUUGCGCGACAUCAAAUUCGUGGAUGGAGAGCCACUGCAACCGGUUUUGGAUGAGCUGCGGGAUAUCUUCUCCAAAUUGCAAGCGGGAGGAUUGGUCUACCCUGAGCUCGUGCAGUGUGUGGAGAUUGUCAUCAGAUUGCCGGAGUCUUGGUCUGCUCUUGCUAUCAACCUCAACUCUCAGCAAUCCCAGUGGAGCUUGGAGUACAUUCGCGCACGGAUCUUGGAGGAAGAUCUACGGCGACAGAGUGUGGAUCGCUCGGGGGAUGCUGCUGGUUAUGGAGUUGGAGGAGGGAGGAGUGGCUUUAAGAAGAAGUGAAAGGGCAAGAAGAAUGACAACUCUCAGGAGGAGAGUACUGGAGGUCAAGACAGGAGCCAAGGAGAUGUAUGCUUCUAUUGCAAGAAGCGCGGUCAUCGCUGGAGAAAGUGCUAUCAACGGCCUAAGGACUGGACCCCACCUUCAUGGACCAAUCAGCAAGGAGGCAAAAGGAGUGGGGGAGUUAUGGGAGCUGGUGGAGAGGAGGAUGAGGAGGAGAAAGGCGGCAAAGUGGGUGAGCGGCGGCCCGGUUUCUUCUUCUUUGUGAACGAGGGUGCUGCGGAUCCAGCAAUGGCUGCCAAGGUUCUUCUACAUCCGCUAUCUCAUUGGGUCAUUGAUUCUGGAAGCUCCU
Molecule: messenger RNA, 953 nt
Organism: Closterium sp. NIES-67
Lineage: Eukaryota; Viridiplantae; Streptophyta; Zygnematophyceae; Desmidiales; Closteriaceae
Source: the annotation of a GenBank genome assembly